Messenger RNA from Arabidopsis lyrata subsp. lyrata, 1331 nucleotides. RefSeq lists its product as uncharacterized. NCBI's taxonomy places the organism in Eukaryota, Viridiplantae, Streptophyta, Magnoliopsida, Brassicales, Brassicaceae. The record is from RefSeq and is a predicted model, not a curated record. The transcript has 4 exons. The coding region runs from base 288 to 593 and encodes 101 amino acids.
CCUUUGGAUCCUCUCCUCUAUUUUUAGCCCUUCACUUGGAUCUCUCUUGGAUAACUCAUUAAAUGACACUAUCCAAUAUACCCACAUGUGUAUCUGCGUAUGUAUAUACAAGUGUAUCUAUAUUUAGAAGCUUCCUAAUUUUGUCACAGAAAAUAUCUUCAUGUUUUGUUCCUUUCCGCUAUAACUCAUAAUUCACUUCCAAAUUUCUUGGAUUUGUGCCCCAAAUCAUCUGGAGAUCUAACAAGAAGAAGAAGAGCGAAGAUCAAAGGAGAAAGAAGAAGAAGAAAAUGUGUACUCAUCAUGAUGAAUCACAACACAACAAUCUCCCUUGUCUCCAUUGCCAACCACAUUCGUACAUUCGCAUGGUUCAACAUAUGAUAGAGAGAUGCAUUCUACUCCGUAUGACUCGUGACGAAUGCGUCAAGGCGUUAGACCAUCACGCAAGCAUUCUACCACUCGUUACGCUCACUGUUUGGAGAGGACUUCAAAGAGAAAAUAAGGACUUCUUUGAAACAUAUGGGCAUUUCGUCUCUCCUAGGCCCUUCUUAAGCGGAUAUGUCCGAAGAUCGCCGAGGCUUGCCAAAAGAAUGUAAUGAAGAUCACUUGGUCUAGGCUUGUAGCUAGAUAUAUAGGAGAAAAAGCUUGAACUUUAUAUAUACACCUAUAUAUUAUACGUAUUCCUAAGAUGAAAUACUCAUGCUCUUAUAUGUGGUCCUUUUGAACUUUAAGGUUCGACUAUAAGAUUAAGCGGGAAAACGGUAUUUUUCAACCUCAACUAUUUGCUAGCGGGUUUUUCCAACCCAAACUAUGAUCCCCAGUCGAUUUUAACCCAAACCCCAAAAUAAUUCAAAAUCGAACCCGAAACUAAUGUAAAUGAGUCGAUUUCAACACGACGCGAAACAGUGUUAGUUCGAAAAUUAAUGGUUCUCAAGGUUAUUUGAUUUUAUUUUCAGGGUUUGUUGAAUGCUGUAGAGAGAGAAUUACCCAAGGUUGAGCAACCGUUAAAUUCCGAACUAACACCGUUUCGCGUCGUGUUGAAAUCGGCUCAUUUGCAUUAGUUCAGGUUCUGAUUUUAAAUUAUUUAUGGGUUUGGGUUGAAAUCGACUAGAAGUCAUAGUUUGGGUUGAAAAAAUCCGCCAGAAAAUAGUUGAGGUUGAAAAAGGCCGUUUUCCCAAGAUUAAGCAUAUAAGCUUUUACGUGUGUAAACUAGUUUUAAGGUUGCUUAUUUAGAUGCAGUCUAUUUAUUGAUAACCCUGGAUUAUAAGAGGUUUGUACGAUUCAAUUGCUGUUAUAUAUAGCAAAUGUGUAAGAAUAUUUUUCGAACUAAACCA